ACCGAGCGAGAUAGGUUGGAAGAAGCUCGAAGGCAUCUGGAAAGACGACUUGAAGGUUGCGAGACGGAACUUCGUGGCAAGGAGGAUGAACUUUUUUUGCAGCUGGAAAGGAGUUUGCGACUAGAAGAAGAGAUCGAACGGGCUAAGGCCGAGAGGGACAGUUAUAUGGAGGCGCAAAAUCGACUGGAACAACAACGGGAAUCGGCUUUUCGUCGUUUGCGGAUACAGCUUGAACAGAAUGAAGUCACAAGGCGGGAUCUCGAGAGAGCGCGCCAGGAUGUUAUUCGGCAAGCCACUAUUAUUCGUAUCGAAAGAGACACCUUAGAAAGAGAGAAUGAGAUGUUGCGGCAGAGACUGAGGGUGGAACAGGAUGAAUUAGGAGCGGAACGACGCCGUCGAGAAGAAGGCGUUGCGGCAUUAACGAGAGAGACUAUCGCGUUGAAACACGCGACGCGUCAUUUGAGUGCCGCAACAUUUCAUGCAACAUCUUGCCGGAAUCGUCGCCGAUGUUCCAUCUGCAUAUAUGCUAGGCGCACCUUUGCUAACAUCGACAAUUACCGUGACAAUGGGAAUCUCUUGCAGUGCCUUCAAACGCCCUUACAGGAUCUCCGUAAUUGGUUACGACCUAACGUGAUCUCGUCGGCCUGUUCGUCUCGAAUUCCGCAAAUCGAGCCAUCCAUUGCUGAUCGAGGAAUUUCUUAUAUCGACGAUUCUAGUGUCGAUAGUAGCAGCAAUGGAAGUACUAACAGUCGCAGCUGCAGUAGCAGUACCAGCAGUAGCAACAGCGCUUAUGAUGAUGACGCGUAUUCGAGUACUCGGAUAGCCGAGCCUUCCCUUUCUUCAGCCACUUCCAGUGUCCCACAUGCAGCUAGAGCCUUUUCUUCGGAUUCAGG
Messenger RNA from Wasmannia auropunctata (little fire ant), 893 nucleotides. RefSeq lists its product as uncharacterized. The transcript is spliced from 3 exons. The record is from RefSeq and is a predicted model, not a curated record. NCBI's taxonomy places the organism in Eukaryota, Metazoa, Arthropoda, Insecta, Hymenoptera, Formicidae. The annotation marks the transcript as partial.